ACUCCAGCCUGCUCCAUGUAUUCCAGGUUCCAUCUGCGGCUGUUGAUUUGUUUGAUUAUUCUAACCAGUUUCCAUUUAUUUUUUGUAUUAACUGUGUUUUAGUUAGAAUAAUAAUUAUGCAAAGAGAAGAAAAACAAUUAGAUUCAGCAUUAGAAGCUAUACUUAUAAGAAUCAAUGAUUUAAAAACAACAAUUGCAACCAUGAUUUUAAAAAUAGAAAAUGAAUAUCAAAAUUUAAAUUGGCCAAAUUUUUUAGAUAAUUUUGCUCUUGUGUCUGGUCAUUUAACAAGUUUAUUCAAAAUUUUGAACCAUGACAAAGCUCCAAGUUUAAGAAAUUUGACUGUGCUACCAUUGCAUUUGUGUCCUGAAAAAGAUGAAGAUUUGUAUAGGAGAACUGAAGGACGUAUUUCUACCUUUGCCCAUGAUUUAGUUCCUGAUUAUUUGAGAACAAAACCUGAUCCUUCCGUUGAACAAAAAAUAUUGUCAUAUGAAGCAAAGGUUGCAAAUCUUACAUAUGAUAUAACACAUGAAUACAAUAAACAAGUAGCUCAAUACAAUAAAGUGAUUAAUCAUAUAUGGGAUAUUGCUAAUAAAGCACGAGAAGAAUGGGAAAGUGAUACAAUUUCUAGAACUACACAAACUCAAACUAGUAGUGGCACAGAUACUCAAAUACUUGUUUGUGCAGUAGGAAGUGGAAAGGGUUUGAAGUCAGAGUCAAUGCAAAUGGUUCAAUCUGGUGUAAAUCCAAUAGCAAAUAAUAUAAUGGUUGGAAGAUCAGGACAAACUCAAGCAUCUGGGCAAGGAUCAAUAGUUGGACCAGUGGUUAAAACCCCAAGUGCUAUCAAAACAAAUAUCAAGGCUGCUUCACAAAUUCAUCCAUAUGGCAGAUGAACUGCUCUUAUUUUUAAUUUUGUUAGUUAUAUUAAUUUUGAAUAUUUUUAUUCAUGUGUUUAAUAAAUUAAUUAAAGAAA
This is a messenger RNA of Phymastichus coffea, 970 nucleotides long. RefSeq names its product mediator of RNA polymerase II transcription subunit 8 (gene MED8). Gene Ontology annotation, molecular function: transcription coregulator activity; RNA polymerase II cis-regulatory region sequence-specific DNA binding. Gene Ontology annotation, biological process: regulation of transcription by RNA polymerase II. Lineage: Eukaryota; Metazoa; Arthropoda; Insecta; Hymenoptera; Eulophidae. The transcript is spliced from 6 exons. Gene Ontology annotation, cellular component: mediator complex; core mediator complex. Bases 117 to 890 code for a protein of 257 amino acids. The record is from RefSeq and is a predicted model, not a curated record.